Messenger RNA from Canis lupus familiaris (dog), 1291 nucleotides. RefSeq names its product phosphoseryl-tRNA kinase (gene PSTK). The transcript has 6 exons. NCBI's taxonomy places the organism in Eukaryota, Metazoa, Chordata, Mammalia, Carnivora, Canidae. The record is from RefSeq and is a predicted model, not a curated record. Bases 74 to 1150 code for a protein of 358 amino acids. Gene Ontology annotation, molecular function: tRNA binding; kinase activity.
AGACUGCGCGUGCGCGCUGGGCGGGCGGUGCCGGGGACGACGCUCCCAGCCGCCUGCCGUCUCCCGCGACGGCAUGAAGACCGCCCAGGACGCCAAGGGAGCGCGCGGCGAGCGGCCGCAGAGGAUAGGCCUCUGUCUCGUCUGCGGCCUGCCGGCAGCAGGAAAGUCAACCUUGGCGCGGGGCCUCCGCCACCGGCUGCGGCAGGAGCAGGGCUGGGCCGUCGGCGUCGUCGCCUACGAUGACGUCAUGCCGGACGCGUUCCUGGAGGAAGCGAGCGCGCGGCCAUUGCCAUCCCAAUGGAAAUUGCUUCGACAAGAACUCUUGAAGUACCUAGAAUGCUUCUUGAUGGCUGUCAUUAAUGGGUGUCAGGUGUCUGCCCCACCCAACAGGACUGCAGCCAUGUGGGAGGAUUUUAUAAUUUGCUUGAAGCACCAAGAUCUGGUAUCUUCUGCUGCCCUGGAAACCCAGUCUUGCUACCUCUUAACAAAGACUGCGGUUUCUAGACCUUUGUUUUUGAUUCUAGAUGACAACUUUUAUUACCAAAGUAUGAGAUACGAAGUCUAUCAACUGGCUCGGAAAUAUUCAUUAGGUUUUUGCCAGCUCUUUUUAGAUUGUUCUCUUGAGACCUGUUUACAGAGGAAUGGCCAGAGACCCCAGGCCCUGCCUGCCGAGACCAUCCACCUGAUGGAAGGAAAGAUAGAAAAGCCCAACCCUGAGAAAAAUGCGUGGGAGCACAACAGCCUCAUAAUUCCAAGUACAACAUGUUCUUCCGAGGCCAGCCUGAAGUUGACUGACUUAUUGCUUACUGCUUUGGAAAAUCCAGUAACAUAUAUUGAGGACAAUGUGGAACAAAAGAAAACGGACAGGAUCAUUUGCUCAACUAAUGUUCUGCAUCAAGCUGAUCAGAUGCUCCGAAGGAUUGUCUCUCAGACAAUGAAGGAAGCAAAAGAUGAACAAGUGCUUCCGUUCAACUUGAAGCUUCUAGCAGAAGAACUCAACAAGCUCAAAGCAGAAUUUUUGGAAGAUCUAAAACAUGGAAACAAAAAAUACCUGUGCUCUCAACAAACCAUCCACAUACCAGAUAUUAUUUCUUUUUUUCAUUAUGAGAAAGAUAACAUUGUCCGGAAAUAUUUUUCAAAGCCACACUAAAACUUCUGAACUUCCAAUCAAAUGUCCAAUUUUGGUUAAGAUUAUGUGAACUAAAAUUGUUUUGUGCUACUGGGUGGUUUCUCACCCAAUGACAUGAAUGCCAAAGACUUAUUAAAAAAAAAAGUAACCUUCCACCCUAAA